ACACAUGCUGAAGAUCAUGCCGAGUAGGUUCAUGUAGUCUGGAGUCGGGUCUUCCAGGGUGGGGUUUGCUUCCGUGCUGGGGGGCUUGUAUCUGUAACAACAACAACCAAGAUAUGAAUGACCCUACCACAAAUAACGCAACUAGCUACCUUACUUAGCUAUACGUCAGUGUAACAACAUCUAGUUAGUUCACAAAAUGACAGGCGUUCUAGCUAGCUUGUUAGCUAGUCUAUAAUCGCGUUAGAAUAGUGCUGAAGACGUGUGAUUUAGCUAAGUAGCUAUCUCGUUAGCGCGCAAACCCAACCACAUUUACUCAAUUGUACUCACCGGAUAAUUUUGUUUACCCUUUGUGGGCCUGACAUGUUGUUUGCGGACAUAAUGUCCUUCUUGUUGAGAUAUUUUUAAGGAUUAAUUUAGUGGCAAAACGGUGUUGAGCGGGACCCGUCAGCUAGCUCGGCGAAUGAAGGGGCGGGGCCUAUAAUUUCCGCCGUGCGAUGGAUGUAUUUCAAAAUAAAUGCUUUAAAGGACGCGAAGGACUCUAUCAAUGCGGAGGGAGAAUGUUCGGACUUUUAUUUUGACACAAAUACUUUUACCCGGAACGAAACGAUUAUCACAGACAGGAAGUAAACCACACAUUUGCAAAAAUAUUAACAUUCUGGAGCAUAAACUGUAGGGGGAAAAAAGUACGUUCGUUUGCUGUUAGCUAACAGAAAUCAAUAUGAGUCAGUUAAUGAUUGCUCUCUCAUCAAACUAAAGCGAACAAGCAAGGUAUUUCAGGCAGAAGUGUGAAAUGUCGUUUCCCCAGCCCAAACCUGAGGUCCCUCAGCUCCCCCAAAACCUUCUCAGGACCAUAGACUGCCAACAAGGGGCUGUAAGAGCUGUGCGAUUCAAUGCUGAUGGUAACUACCUGCUGUCUUGCGGCAGUGACAAGUCUCUGAAGUUGUGGAGUGUAAGUCGAGGGACACUGCUGAAGACGUACAGUGGCCAUGGAUACGAGGUUCUAGAUGCUGAUGGUUCCUAUGACAACAGCCAGCUGUGUUCCUGCAGCUCGGACAAGACGGUGAUCCUCUGGGACGUCGCCACGGGACAGGUCACCCGGAAACUCAGGGGUCACGCUGGGAAAGUCAACUGUGUCCAGUUCAAUGAAGAAGCUACAGUCAUUUUAUCUGGCUCCAUAGAUGGUACAGUGCGCUGCUGGGACACCAGGUCCAGAAAAUUUGACCCCAUCCAGAUUCUGGACGAGGCUCAGGAUGGUGUCAGCAGUCUGAAGGUGUCUGAACACGAGCUGCUCACUGGGUCAGUGGACGGGAGAGUGAGACGGUAUGACCUGCGGAUGGGCCAGCUGCAUGUGGACUUCAUCAACAGCCCCAUCACGUGUGUGUGUUUCAGUGCGGACGGCCAGUGCACUCUGACCUCCAGCCUGGACUCCACCGUGCGUCUACUGGACAAGAGCACAGGGGAGAUGCUGGGAGAGUACACAGGACACAAGAUGAAGGGCUACAAGCUGGACUGCUGUCUGUCUAGUAAGGAUACUCACGUCCUGAGCUGCUCUGAAGACGGACACGUGUACUGCUGGGACCUGGUAGAGGGUUCUCUGAUGCUGAAGCUGCCAGUCGGGAAGGCUGUCGUCCAAUCGCUGUCUUUCCAUCCCUCGGAGACCCGCCUCCUCACAGCCAUGGAGGGGCGUGUCCAGGUGUGGGGGGCGGAGCCAGAGGAAACUGAAGAGGAGGUGGUGGUUGUUCAACAGGAAAAAGCAUAGUAAUCAUUAGGUGGACAUGACAGAAAGGACAAGAGUCAUGAUAUCGUCAGAACUGAUGAGUACUACUGUACUGAACUGCCUGUUCUUCACUAAGGGUUAGGGAUCGGAUUUUGGUUCAGGGAAAUGGUUGUGUGGUUGAAAAGUGCCGUUGCUUCCAUGGCUAAAAUAUGGAAUAAAUCAAUGAAAGUACUGCUGAUGUCCCAGCAUUAUCAAUAAUGUUUUUUAAAAUAUUCAUUGUAAAUAUUUUGUAAAUGAUGAGUUUUGAAUAAACCCUUUGUAUUUUCCAAAUGAA
Oncorhynchus kisutch (coho salmon) is the source of this 2051-nucleotide messenger RNA. RefSeq names its product WD repeat domain-containing protein 83. The transcript has 9 exons. Gene Ontology annotation, cellular component: catalytic step 2 spliceosome. Bases 791 to 1759 code for a protein of 322 amino acids. The record is from RefSeq and is a predicted model, not a curated record. Gene Ontology annotation, molecular function: protein binding. Gene Ontology annotation, biological process: mRNA splicing, via spliceosome. Lineage: Eukaryota; Metazoa; Chordata; Actinopteri; Salmoniformes; Salmonidae.